Penicillium canariense is the source of this 3204-nucleotide messenger RNA. RefSeq names its product ubiquitin-ubiquitin ligase UFD2. The transcript has 6 exons. Bases 1 to 3204 code for a protein of 1067 amino acids. The record is from RefSeq and is a predicted model, not a curated record. Gene Ontology annotation, cellular component: nucleus; ubiquitin ligase complex; cytoplasm. Gene Ontology annotation, molecular function: ubiquitin-ubiquitin ligase activity. Gene Ontology annotation, biological process: protein polyubiquitination. NCBI's taxonomy places the organism in Eukaryota, Fungi, Ascomycota, Eurotiomycetes, Eurotiales, Aspergillaceae.
AUGUCGGACACUCUUUCUGACGCGGAAAAGAUUCGCAAUAAGCGCCUCGCGAAACUCCAAAACCCGGCCGCACCUGCUAGUCCGCCUGCUGAUGAAUCUUCUGGCUCUCCUCCGAUUCCCGCUAGCCCUUCCCCGGCACGGUCGCCAGCGCCGCCACAGCAGUCGACUGGAAUCUCCAAUGGUUCAUCAUCCGCUGCACAGAAACCGCAGCAUCCAGAAGGGAAGCGGAUCAAAAUAACGCCAAGUGGUUCUGCCUCGGCUCCUGAAAGACCUCGUUCUGUUGGGCCGUCUUCAUCCCGAGCUUCCACACCUGCGAAGUCUGAUCCUACGCCACAAAGUAUUGAGGACUUUGAGCACCAUGUCCUGAGCGAUUUGUUCAAGCUGAGUCUAGAGGAGAGCUCUUUCGGAAAAAAAGAUCAACGAGUGUUUCUCCCCGGGUUGCGGAGUGAGCUGCAGGAUGAAGGUCAAGAAUUGCGCUUGCAUACAGCAAUUCUGGACCAAGCGCUCCUGGAAGCGGCAUCGAAAGCAGAGAAGCAACGUCCGCUUGAUUACUUGCUUCCUUGCUGGAACAGGAUUCAUGAAAGAAUGAAGAAACCAGAUCCAGAUUCAAGAAAGUGGAAUAUCUACUGUGAGGCCAAAAGAUUGUGUCUUAGCUAUUGCAUUUUCGCGAUUACGAUGCCAGAGAUGUUUGGAAUUGACUCUCCCGAGUCUCCAUUGGCUCGGCAGUUAUUGCUGAGCCCGGAUGACAAGAGAGGAAUCCAUCCUGACUUCCUCAAGGAAAUAGCCGGAAAGUUUGAUGAAGAUGAAGGCCUCAAGCCCGCCUUGAUUGUUGCGGUUGAAGAGUUAAGCGCCCAGCUGUCAUCUAAGGAUGCUAAUGGCGACUUUCAAUCCUAUUUCACUGCGUUGAGAAACCUGGUCGUUGAUAAGACCAUUGCAACUGCUAUAACCGAGUCUUCCGUUUUCAAUGCUUCGAAAGACCCAGCUCAAUUUGAGAAGUCUACUCUUCUGGGACCCUGGUUCCGGAUCUCUCCUCUUCAGCCCAAAGUGACAAUGUCAUACUUUUCCAGUCCCACGACCCGAGACAAGGGAUUCAUCGCGAACUCGCAAAACUCCCUUCGCAUGAUGCAAAAUAUGAUCCAGUGGGACCUCGACUUCAUCAUAGACAAAAUUAUUCACUCCUCUCGAGAGGCUAGGUACCGAGUUCUGGAUUGGGCUGCGACUGCUUUGAAUAUUAAUCAUAAACGACGCGCAAUGCAAGUUGAUCCUGAGCAAGUCGCCUCUGAUGGCUUCAUGUUCAAUCUCACGUCCGCUCUAGAUAAGCUUUGUGCUCCAAUCAUGAACAUCCAGUUCGCCAAAAUCCAUACCCUUCAUGCGGAGUAUCUCCAGCAAAGCCCUCGAGUGGACAUGCGAGAUGAGACAAAGAUCAAUGCAGACCAGCAUGCCUCUGAUGCAUACUAUUCCAAAAAAGUGGACGGCAGCCCCAACUUCAACAGCGAGGUCUUUUUCCUAACAAUUGCUGCACAUCACUAUGGUAGUGAAUCGCUGACCUCAAAACUGGAACAACUCGAGAAGGAUCUCAGACAUAUGGAAUCCACAAUCCACAAAUUCGAGCUUGAGCGGGACCGAUGGGCUGGAAUCCCCACGCAAUUGCGCAUCUUUGAGCAGGCGCUCAAGAAAUACCGCGAUAAGCUCGACCUUGGGCUGGCAUUGAAGUACAGCCUCGGAGCUGUACUUUCUGACAAAGAAUGGCAAAGUCGCUCGAUAGAGUUUAUUCGCCAUGUCGCUGUCUGGCUGUUGAGAGUUGCCUCAGGAGUGGAUUUCCCGAAAGAGAAGUUCACUCUGCCUCUUCCACAGCAGCAACCUGAAGUUUUCCAAUGCUUGCCGGAGUAUUUCCUCGAUGUCAUCAUCAACAAUUUCAAGUUCGUUAGCUUGUUCAUGCCAGAGACCGUCACUGCCACUCUAGGCGACGAAUUGGUGAUGCUGUGCAUUACAUUCCUGGAGAGCUCCAGCUACAUAAAGAACCCAUACCUCAAGGCCGGCCUCGUUUCAAUGUUGUAUCGAGGCACGCUAGACCGUGGCAACGGCACCCGCGGUGUCUUGGUAAACCUGCUCAACUCGAUGCCGUUUGCCAACGAGUACCUCUUGCAUGCUGUCAUGAAAUUCUACGUUGAAGUAGAGCACACUGGAGCCCAUACCCAGUUUUUCGACAAGUUCAACAUCCGGUAUGAAAUUUUCCAGAUUAUCAAGUGCAUCUGGCCCAACACCUUGUAUCGAAAGAAGUUGGCCAUUCAAGCCACGCAGAACCAGGAUUUCUUCGUCCAAUUUGUCAAUUUGCUAUUGAACGAUGUGACAUAUGUACUUGACGAGUCCUUCAGUGCCUUCAAAACCAUUCGCAACCUGCAGGAUGAACUCAAGCGCGACGGAAGCUCAAUGGACCCUAAUACUCGGCAACAGCGCGAGGAGCAUUUGACGACCACCCAGCGCAGUGCCAAAUCUUACAUGCAGCUGACCAACGAGACAAUGGCCAUGCUAAAGCUCUUCACUGCCGCACUGGCCGACUCGUUCACCAUGCCAGAGAUUGUCCAGCGGUUAGCCGACAUGUUAAAUUACAAUCUCGACGCCAUGGCCGGGCCCAAGAGCUCCCAGCUCAAAGUGGAAGAAAAUGUGAAACUGAUGGCAGAGAAGUACGGAUUUGACCCGCCAGUAGUUCUCAGCGAGAUUGCGUCAAUUUACCUCAACCUUAUGAAAAAGCAAAGUUUUAUCACGGCAAUCGCUCGUGAUGGACGUUCUUACAAACCUGAGCUGUUCAAGCAAGCAGCAGACCUUUUACGGCAGCACAAUAUGACAUCUGAGGAAGACUUGCGACGUUGGGAUCGUCUGCGAAAGAGUGUCCAGGAAGCCAAGGAGGCAGAUGACCAGGCGGAGGAGGAUCUGGGCGAGAUCCCUGAUGACUUCUUGGAUCCUCUCAUGUACACUCUGAUGGAAGAUCCCGUUAUCCUGCCGAGCUCGCGGGUCUCGAUUGAUCGUUCGACUAUCCGCUCGCACCUUCUUAGUGACCCUCACGAUCCCUUCAACCGUGUUCCCUUGGUCAUGGAGGAUGUGCUACCUGAUACCGAGCUUAAGGCCAAGAUUGAGGCGUUCAAGGCAGAGCGGACGGGCAAGAAGGGCCCGGCAGCGGAGCAGAUGGAUACGUCUGCGGAUUAA